Molecule: messenger RNA, 10307 nt
Organism: Ailuropoda melanoleuca (giant panda)
Lineage: Eukaryota; Metazoa; Chordata; Mammalia; Carnivora; Ursidae
Gene: CRYBG2
Product: crystallin beta-gamma domain containing 2
Exons: 22
Coding region: 160-5718 (1852 amino acids)
Source: RefSeq, a predicted model, not a curated record
CCUCUGGGUCAGUCUCCCGCCCGCACGGGGUGGGCGGGGCGGCUGUUUGUUCAAGGGGGCGGGCCGGAGAAGGCGUUGCUCUGUCGAGGAGCGGAUCCGGGUGGCCCCCGCGGCCCCGGAGCGCUGCGGUGCCCGAGAGCCCGGGGCCUUGCCCUUGCCAUGGCCGAGCGGCGCGGGGGUCUGGGGGCGCGCCUGGCCCGCGGCUUGGCCAGGCUAGGGCUCCGGAGGGAGCGCCGGAGGAAGCGGACCCCGGAGGAGGCCAGAGCUCGGGAUAGGCCCUGGGGUGGCCGGAGCUGCCCUGACCUGGCCCAGGGCCUGGGCAGCACCAGCAAUGUCAGCCUCAAGGCCCAAUCCCACAGCUGCUCAGAAUGGGACCUUCGGGCAGGGAGCCGUGGUUCCUGGCUCUGGAGGAGACGACACAGCUCAGGGGAGCCCCCUCAGCCCCUGGGGCGCCUACAGAGGCCGGCUGUGGGCAGUGCUUCUGAUCUGGCCAACUAUGCCUCCGUGGGCCUGGAGAGCCCCGCAUGCCCCGUGACAGCUCCUGGAUGUGUGGAGCGAGGAACCCCAGGCUGCCCUUGCCUGCAACUCCCAUGUGCUGCCCCAGAGCUUCCUCUGAGGCCUGAGCCACCAGGCAACCUGGAAAACCUGCUGCCCCGCCCAGCAUCCUUCCCCAUGGCAGAGGGGGCAAAGGGCGAGCCUGUCACACCAGGGCCAGCCCUGCCAGAUCCAGCCCAGACCCUACAUGAGUGUCGCUGUGCCAGGAGGACCCGCUACCACAUCACUAUCACCCUCCAGGGGCACGGACAGGCACCUGGGGAGGAGGGUGGGGAGCCUGAACCGGCCCAACCAGCUCUCCACCCCUGCGGCCCUGAGGAAUCCAGGGGCUGGCAGGAGCCUCCCCAGGGGCCCCGCCCCAUCACGGGGUGCCCGACAGACCUGCCCCAGGAGCCCCGGCUGAGAGCCCCGCCGCAUCAGGAGGUCACAGCCCAGCAGCAGGAGCUCCAGGCCCACUGGACGCCCGGGGCCCCGCACAGACUGGAGCUGGAGGACAGUGAGCCAAAGACACCUCAAGACAGGUUGCGAGGGCCCAACAUGGAGGAGGCAGCUGGGCCCCCGGCUCAGGCUGAGGCCUCAGUGGUGAGCGCCAUGCUGAGGCGACGGCUCCCUGCCCAGGAAGAGAUGAGACACCGUUUUCACAAGGUGUCCCUGGUGUCGGGGGCGCACACAGAAGCCCCCCGGGAGGAGAGGUUCCAGUACAGCCACUGUCGAGAGGAAGUCAAUGGCUUUGCAACACGGGAAGAAACAACUAUAAGUUACCAGGGACCCCAGGAUGGGACCGGCUCCAAGAGCUUCCAGAGCCAUGGGCCCAUCUUUUCUAAGAAGUACACACUGCUCCCCAAGGAGAAGAGGCCAGUGGGAAGACUGAAUGAGGCCGUAGACCAGGUUGAUGGCAGCCCCCCAGAGCCCAGGACUGAGCCAACACACCCGGGAGCCAUGGCCAGGACUGAGAUUUUGGUGCCCCUGUCUGGGCCCCGUGAGCCAAGCCCCCACCCCGGUGUAAGUCUCAUCAGUGGGAGCCCCCGGAGCUUCGAGGAACGUCGGGUGACACGCACUGUGCAGACCACCGUGGUGGUGGGAGGGCACGUGGAGCGACGGGUGAACAGCUCUGUGACCGUGGGGCCGGUGCUGCUGGGCGAGGCCCUGCCGAGGGGCCGCAAUGUUGUUCGUGCCGUACGGGCGGUGGUGGUGAGCCCCCAGCCUGAGGGCUCACCAACCCGCAAUCAAGCCCGGGAGCUGCUGAGGAACCUCGUACCUGCCGAGUGUAGCCCGGCUGCCAGCCGGCUUCCCAGGCCCCUGGCUCUUGUGCCAAGGAGUUCAGGUCUGGGCGGCACAGGGGGCGCAGCCUCGGGACAGUUGCCUGAGACAGGAUCGGCAGAGCCAAAGGACAGAGCGGCCCUGGUCCCUGCAGGCAUCCCCAAGGAUGCUCACCCACCUCAGAACCGGGAUGUCCCUGCAGCUCACCCAGACCGAGACCAGAGCCGAGCCCCGGACGCCAGAGCCCCUGAGGUCCUAAGGGUGCAGGAAGCCUCCAGCCCCACCCAGCCCCCUCUCCAGAUUUCCCAGGGCCAUGCACUGUCACUGUCUUCUCCCAGACGUACCCCCUCCCUGGACCCAGUCCACUCCCCAGCGCAACCUGCGGUGCCCACUCACCCCAGGACCCAGCUCACUGUCAAGCCCAGGAGGCCCCAGGCACUGCCCUCUGUAGAAGGGGAAGGGCUCACAGAUCCAUCUGCUGCCACCGUCCUGCCCAAGGUGAAGAGCGAGGUGGUGGACACGGUCCCUGGACAGCCUCUUGCUCCAUCCUCCCUGAGAAAGAAGUUUGUUCAGGACUCUGAAAAUGUCCCUGUCUUCUCCCCCACCCAGGAAGAGGUUGUGCAGGGUCCUGGUGUCCAUGCUGACCCAUCCCCCACCCAGGAAGAGGUUGUGCAGGGUCCUGGUGUCCAUAGUGACCCAUCCCCCACCCAGGAAGAGGUUGUGCAGGGUCCUGGUGUCCAUAGUGACCCAUCCCCCAAGCCAACCAAGGUUGUCCAGGCCCCAGAAGGCAGCCCCCGCACCCAAAAAGAGGCUGUCCACAGUACUAACGGCGGCCUUGCUUCUUCUCUCAGCAAGGACGAGGCUGUUGGAGGCCUGACUGCCUCCGCUAUCCUGACCCCCCAGAAGGAUGAGGUUGUUGAGGGCUCUGAAGUGAGCCCCAUCUCCUCUCCCGCCCUAAAGGAGGUUGUCCAGGGUCCUGAUGCUCCGGCUGCCCCUUGUUCCACCCAGAAAGUGAUUGUCCAGGAUGCUGCUCUCCCUGCUCUCUCCUCAGGGGGCAAAGUGUCCCCCAGCCCAGGAGGCCCUCCUGCCCCAGCGCUGAUGGGAUCAGAGGCCAGCCUGGAGUCCCAGCUUGUCCCUGACGCCGCCGAGGGCGAGACGCUCCCAGAGACAUCCAGGGAGGAGGAGGUGGCCCUGGCUGCUGACCUGGAGAUUUUCCUGGAUACCCUGCGGAGCAUGGAGCCCCCAGAGAUCCUCCACACUCACCGGCUGCCGCGAGCCCCCCGCUCCUCCUACCUGGCCAUGUACGCUACGCUACCUGCCAUCGAGGAGGACCAGCCCGGACCAUGGGUGCUGGGACCCAGCCCCCGGGCGGCGCCCACGCUAGAAGGAAAAGAGGAGGAGGAAGAGGAGGAGGAAGAACUAGAGAACCCCUACCUAAGCGACGAUGAGAAGCUCCAACGCAGGCAGGAGAAAGCCGGGCCCAGCCCCUCCUGGGACUCUCGCCCUGCAAGGCCCCCCCAGGUCUCUCGUUCUCCUGUGGAGAUGAUGAAGAAACAUGUAGCAGAUGCCAAGGGCCCCCACCCAGAGCUGGGGCCAGAGUGGCAAGCAGGGAGCAGGCCCGCUUCCCGUCUUGGAGGCAGCCUUCUCUUCGGUGGUCUGGUGCCCGCCACGCAGGAGGCCCCCACCUCGGAACCCCUGGGCACAAAACUAUCUGCUCUGCCACCCCACGUGACACCAGGGCUCAGGAAGAUGCCAGGACAGCUGCCCCUGCUCUGCAGCGAAAGGCCAUUGUCAGAGAAGCCUGCUUGUGCCCGGCCCCCCGAGGGGUGGAGCCCAGCACUGAAGAUCCAGGGCAAGCUGAACAACAGGCCUGGAAAGAUGACCCUCUUCUCAGAGCCUGGCUGCCAAGGCAGGAGCAGGGAGGUCUGGGAAGGCACUGCCGACACCUCCGGCUGGGCCCGCGUGGCCUCCGUAAGGGUGGUUCGAGGCUGCUGGGUGCUCUAUGAAGAGCCAGAGUUCCAGGGCCGGAAGCUGGUCGUGCCUGAAGGAGAUAUGGAUUUAGGAGCCUCAGGGACCGCGUGGAGCACCCAAGGCAUUGGCUCCCUGCGGCGGGUCGUCCGGGACUACAUGACCCCAGAGAUCAUCUUGUACUCUGAGGAGGGCCUCAAGGGGGAGCAAGUGAAACUGACGGACGCCUUGGAGGACUCCCAGGGCCAGGAGAGGCCCCUGCAGGUGGCGUCUGCCGCUGUCUCUGCAGGACUGUGGCUGCUGUACCCCAAACCCUUCUUUGAAGACACUCCCUGCAUCCUAGAGCCUGGAGAGUACCCCACCUCAGAGGCCUGGGGUGCAUCAGAGCCCAGCGUGGGCUCCUUGAAGCCCAUUAGACUGGGCUGCCCAAGCGUGGAGAAGCCAGGGGAGCCCAAGGUUGUGGUUUAUGAGUCCACAGGCUUUCAGGGCCAGAGCUGGGAAGUGAGCAGAGACAUCUACGACCUUCAGCAGCCAGAGGACAGCCAGAGCCCCCACAUGGCCUCUGUGGGGUCCCUGCGAGUUCUUGGGGGCUGCUGGGUGGGCUACCAGAAGGCAGGCUUCCGGGGCCACCAGUAUCUGCUGGAGGAGGGGGAGUAUGCUGACUGGUCACACUGGGGAGGCUAUGAUGAGGCGCUGACUUCCCUGCGAGUCAUCCGGACGGACUUUGGGGACCCGGCCGUGGUGCUGUUUGAGGCCAUGGACUUCGAGGGGCAUGGCGUGGAGGUGAGAGAGGCACUACCGGACGUGGAGCUGGCGCGACACGGCCCCCACACGCAGGCCAUCCACGUGCUCAGCGGCGUGUGGGUGGCCUAUCAGAAGGUGGGCUUCUCCGGGGAGCAGUACGUGCUGGAGAAGGGCGUGUACCGCAACUGCGACGACUGGGGCGCUGGGAACAGCGCCCUCGCCUCGCUGCAGCCGGUCCUGCAGGUCGGCGAGCACAAUCUGCACUUUGUCUCAAAGAUUCAGCUUUUCUCCGGCCCCGACUUCCUGGGCGACCACAUCUCCUUCGAGGAUGACCAGACCUCCCUGCCCGCCUCCUUCCAGGUCCAGUCUUGCCGUGUCCACGGGGGCAGCUGGAUCCUGUUUGAUGAGACGAACUUUGAGGGUGACCAGCACAUUAUCUCCGAGGGCGAGUUCCCCACUCUCACAGCCAUGGGCUGCCUAGCCUCCACAGUCCUGGGCUCUCUCCAGAAGGUACCCCUGCACUUUUCAGAGCCCUCCAUUUUUCUGUACGGACUGGAGUGCUUCGAGGGGAAGGAGAUCGAGCUGGACAGGGAGGUGCGCAGCCUGCAAGCCGAGGGCUUCAACAACCACGUGCUGUCCGUGCGGAUCAGGGGGGGCGUCUGGGUGCUGUGUGAGCACAGUGACUUCCGGGGCCGCCAGUGGCUGGCGGGCAGCUGCGAGAUCACCAACUGGCUGACGUACAGUGGGACGCAGAGGGUAGGCUCCCUCUACCCCAUCAAGCAGCGCCGGGCAUAUUUCCGCCUCUGGAAUGCCGCACUGAGGGGAUUCCUGGCCGUGCCAGACCACGUGGAGGACAUGAAGGCAGGCCGUGUGGUGGUCUCCGAGCCCCAAGCGGGAGGCAGCUGCAUCUGGUACUACGAGGAUGGGCUGCUGAAGAACCAGGUGGCCCCGACCAUGAGCCUGCAGGUGAUCGGGCCCCCCAGCACAGGCUCCAAGGCGGUGCUGUGGGCCGAGAGCCGCCUGCCCCGCCAGACGUGGAGCAUCCGUGAGUCGGGCCACAUCUGCAGCCAGAUGUUUGAAGGCCGGAUCCUAGAUGUGAAGGGCGGCCGGGGCUACGACCGGGACCACGCAGUGCUGUGGGAGGUGGCCAAGGACCGGGAGUCCCAGAUCUGGACCGUCCAUGUGCUCUGACCGCCCCUGCUCCCCAGCCCUGGAGGCUUUCCCUGGGAUGAAAUGUUUUUAUAGGUGUUUUGUUGUUAUUGUAACAUAAGCUGUUUUCUAAUAUGCCCCCAGGUAUCCUCAUCUUUGUGCACCUUGAUAUUGGGGGCUGGGGUGAGGAUUUGUUCACCUGCCUUCUUUGCCCUAUCUAUACUCACCCAGCUUCUUUCCUCCCACCUCUGAUUCUGGGGCUCAGAUGUAAGGCCUCCCUCGGCCACCAGAGGGAGCCCUGGGCCCAGACGAACUAGUGAGUGUGGGGUUUUUUUGUUUGUUUGUUUGUUUGUUUGUUUAUGUUGUCACCCCAGAUGAUGGGUUCCUAGAGCCCGCUCUGAGCCAGGUCUGGCAAUGAGCUGUGGGGCACAAACGUGACCCAAGCCCCUUGAUACCUGCCCUCUGAGAACUCACAGGCUAGUGGAGGAUUCCACCAGGUAGGGUGAUACACUCAGAGGUAGGAUAAGAAGGGAAGUGGAGGGAUGCACAGAGGAGGAGCCCUAACCACUUAGGGGUACAGGGCAGGCUGCUAGGAGGAAGGGGUGCUCAGCUGAGAUGUGGAGGAGGGGAAGGAGUCAGCCAGGCUAGAGGGUGGCAGAGGAAGAGUGUUCUGGGAUGCAGGUAAGUCGAAGGGUGAAGACUUGGAAGUUCAGUGUGAUGGGGUCACAGCGGGCCAGGAGGAGAGGUGAAUGGGAGACACACCCCCAAGGACCUUGCCCACCAGAGUUCCUCUUAAUUUCCCCCAACUCUGGUCUCAAGGCCCAGAGGUUUGACCUCUCAGUCAAAGAAGCCAGAACAGGGGGUCUGGGUUCUUAACCCAGCCUAGAGAAGGCAGGACAUAGAAGAGGAACAGCUCCCUCCAUCCCCCAAUCUAGCAGGCACUUCUCAGUCCCUUGGUCAAGGUCCUCUAGGAAGAGACAGAGAAGGUCAAGGCCCUUGGGGGCUUCUCUGGGGCUCCCUUCCCUCCUUGCAGCUCCCAGUACCACCACUGCAGACCUAGGAGGGUAGAAGUGGUUGGAGAAGUUGUGUGUCCUUCCUGCCUUCCCACCCUGGGCAAGGUGGGGAAUAAGUGGACAGCCUCCUUUUCAUCCUUCUCAGCACCCCUGCUGGACCAGUGUCCGGUGAGGACAGGAGGGUGCCCGUGGGGCUGAAACCCCAAGAGACUGGGGGGGGGUUCUCUGAAUCUGCCAUUCUGAAGUCACCCAAGUACUAGGAUGAGGGACUCUCUGAGCCUCUGCAGCUGGGAUGUCCAGGGGCAGGAUGGGGGUUCCUCUGGGACCAUCAUUCCCAAACACCCAGGGAUGGGUGAAGCGAAUGCAGGAGAACGGCAGAUUCUGGGCCAUGUCCCUGCAAGGUGAUCCCGAGGGGAGAGGCGGCCACCCUGGGAUUUGGGGGUAGGAGUGCUCUGGUGCUACCCCUCCUGCAGAUGGGGGCAAGGGAAGGUCCUUGGUGCUGCUGCAAACCAGGCUCUUGGAGCCCAGCGAUGUCCAGUGACCACACAGGACCCCACUCCAAGGACAGGACAACUUUAUUGAUCCCCAGCUGGAUGGCUCUUGCCCCUCCAUAUCAGCACCUCCCUCUGGGGGUCACUGCCUCCAAGGCACGGCCUUUUGAUUCCCACAGCCUGCCCAUCUCCGGCAUCGACCCCUCCCGGGGAUGUGUUGGGGGGGGAGCUGUCUCAGGGGGGCCCGGGGCUCGGGCUGAGGCAUGUCACCUCAGCUGAGAGAGAAGAGCUGGAUGAGGAUGUUGGCCAGGAAGAGGAGGACACUGCCACCACCCAGGCUGCUGAGUGCUGGGGUCGCACUCUUGGGUUUCCUGGUAGUGAUGGUGGUGGUAGCGUUUCCCAGGACUCCAGUUUCUAUCUGCAAGAGAAGUGGCGCAAGCUCAGGGGCUUUUGAAGCUCACACUUAAGAGACCUAGUUCCCCUACCCUGAUACAAUGGUUCUCCGUUCUCUGUCCCCUGUGACCGUGACUUCUGCCACAAGGUCCUAUGGGGACAGGACCUUCCUGCCAUGACACAGGCAGGGUCAAAGGCAGUCCCUCCUCUGCCUCCCAUGGAACCUUCCUUUCACCUCCACCAAGCCACCAGGUCCUCCAGCACAUGGGAAACAGGAACCUGUGGUCUCAGUCCUUAACCUGACUAGCGGGGCUAGGGACUUAGCCUCUCUGAGCGUGCUUCCUUGUCUCUGGAUGAGCCCAUCACAGUCUUGAGGUCGUGUGAGAUAGGGCUGGGGAGAAGGCACUGGCAGGAGAAGGAGGUGGGGAGGGUGUGACCUCUCGCCCAAGGAAAUCACCAGCUGGUGAGCAAACUGUUCUCAACGCUUGACCAGGCUACAAGUAAAGCUGCUCCUGAUGGAGAUGAAGCUGUUUUUGAUGGCGAUCAAGCUGUUCUUGAUGCUUGAUCAAGCUGUGCUUGAUCUAGAACUUGAUGGCUCUGGUCUAUGCGGACGAGUGCCCUUAGGGCACAUGGGAUGCUGCCAAAGCUGCCUCCUGGAAUAGCAGUUGAAUUGGAGACUCCAGCUGUUUCUGGAGUGUGAGAUUUCUAUCUUCCUUGCAUUCCUGAACACACAGGCUUUUCUCCCUGGGCUAGGCCCCCCCGCUAUCUCCAGGACCAGCUCUGGUUCCACUUGAACCCGUCCUGGCCCCUUCCCAACAAGGCCACUUCCCCAGCUUCUCUGCAGAUUGAUGCCAUCCUCACUCCAAGCAGUCCCCAAGCCUGGUCAUUCCUAUUCCAGCACACCCCCUGUAUGCCUCACUGUGCCUGGCACCCUGCGAACGCCCCCCCGCCCCAGCCUCAAGCAGUCUGCCCCCAGUCAGGGGGCUGGAACGCUGGCACCAGGCCCCCUGAGUCCCUGGUUCUCCUGUCAGGCCCUCUGCUCCCCUGGAAGAAGGCUGAGUGCCCAGGAGACGCAUUUCCUCCCUCCCCUGCCAGGCGAGUCUGGGGAGUCCUGGGUGUUGGUGUCAGGCGGCUCCGAGGGGCUGUUCUUACCUGAGUCAUAACCAGGAGACUGAUGGCGAGUAGGAGGAAGAGGAAGCCCUUCAUCUUUGGAGAAUCUUAGUGGCUGUCUCAGUGGCAGCUUUUAGAGAUGAGCGCAGGCUUGUCUGCAGGCCUCUUGGCUUGGCUGCUUUUGAACCAGGAGGCAGGGGAGGCGGGGUAGAAGGAGGAAGAAGGAGGGGCUAUGCGUGUGGGGUGGGGUGCUUCUACCUUUCUCCAGACCUCAUGAUUGAGGACACGAGGCCCUAGGUGCUAAAAGCCUCCAUUGACGGUCGGUUCCGGAUAGGGACCGAGGCAAGUGUUGUCGGGGUGGGAGGUGGGCAAACCAAGGGAGCCAUUGUGGUGCGGUAAGCAGGGCCCUGGGCUUGGAGUCCUGCAGACUUGGUCUAAUCCCCUACCAACCCCGAGACCCGGGCUAGCCCCUGCACCUCUCUGAGGCUUUAACACUAGAGCUGUCGGAGGAUUAAAUGCAAUAUAAUUAAGAUGGCAGCCGGGGAUAGGAGCUGAAGAGCAGGCUGAGGUAGGCUGAGGUUUCAAGGUAAGGUAGCUGGCUCCACAGGCUCCGAACGAACGUUUGGGGAACAUGAAAGCUUAGGGUUCAGAGAUUUCUGUGAAAUCAAAGGAGCACAGCUUUAGGAAUCCGGAGACCUAACUUCUGGGUGAGCGCAUUCCCUCCAGGCCUCAGGUGUCGCCUUUCGAGUGAGAACACUGGAGUGGAUGAUUAUUUUAAGGUCUAAAAUUUUGUGAUUUAGAUACAGAAAAUAGCAGAUGGGUUGUUCGUAUUGCUGACCUUAACAAUUAUUUGAUCAGCAAAAACGGGUUUAUUCGGGAAUAGCAGAGAAUUGCAAUUCAGGACCAGCAACCUACCCGCAAACCCAGAGGGUAGCCCAACAAAGGAGAGAAACCUUGUUUGAUGGAGAAGGAGGAGGAAGUUGGGAGGAGUUGUUUUGAACAGAAGUCGAAAGGAGAGUAGGCGGCAAGUUCAGGGUGGUGCUGAUUUCUCAUUGGCUGAGCUGCUGGGGUGGUCCGCCUCUUGUAGGAGUUGCAAUGUACCGCUUUUCCUGUUGGGGUCUGUAACCGACAAUUCUUUCUGUAAUCGAGGUUGGGUGAUUUGGCCUGAGAGCUCCCCCUGCUGGCCUCUCCGCUCCAUUUUAGUGAGGUUUCCUUUUCUUUCCGCAUUUCCUCCUUUUGAUCAAGAUCUUUCUCCAAAAGCAUCGCUGAUCAAGAGUCCGGUUUUCCUAAUUCAGUGGCUUUUUGUCCCUCAGUGCCAGGAAGGGCCUUCCCCUGGGUGUCAUUUCCCAAAUCAGGGAAAUUGUACAGGUUGGAAAUUCCCAUUUGAAGAAGAGGGAGGGGAAGCAGGAGAAAUCUCAGGCACUUUCCACCUAUAGUUCACAUUUAUCAAGAACGUAGUAUCGGAGAUGAUCUCCUUGUUGGGUACAUCAUUUUGGAAAGGUCUGACAAGCAGGUUCCAUGCCCAGCCCGAGCCCAACUUGGGGCUCAGUCUCACAACGCUGAGAUCAUGAACUGAGCCAAAAUCAAGAGUCGCACACUUAACUGACUGAGCCACCCAGGCACC